Corticium candelabrum is the source of this 2006-nucleotide messenger RNA. Its product is annotated as zinc finger protein ZFP2-like. The transcript is spliced from 2 exons. Gene Ontology annotation, cellular component: nucleoplasm. NCBI's taxonomy places the organism in Eukaryota, Metazoa, Porifera, Homoscleromorpha, Homosclerophorida, Plakinidae. Gene Ontology annotation, biological process: protein phosphorylation; regulation of transcription by RNA polymerase II. The record is from RefSeq and is a predicted model, not a curated record. The coding region runs from base 624 to 1913 and encodes 429 amino acids. Gene Ontology annotation, molecular function: RNA polymerase II cis-regulatory region sequence-specific DNA binding; ATP binding; protein kinase activity.
ACGUACGUCGUGUCUGUCUUUCUCUACUUCCGACUCGUCUUCGCCACCAACUGUAAGUAUAAUCCUUUUUCGUAUACGUAACAUGUUCGUACACGGUUUUCGCUUAACAGUGCAUGGACGCAAUUGUUUGCGUGUCUAUUUGCGCGUUACGUCUUUUCAGUUUUGGUCUCUCCCGCGAUCAUAUGAGCUUCAGUUGAAGCAUUGAAGCGUUUGCAACGGUGGACUGCUUACAGCGGUUUGUUCGCUCGUCGCAAGUUCUAUAUCCCGUAUGUAAUUAUUUAUUUGCGGUGAUCCUGCGUUUGCGUUUAGAAUCUAAAUACCUAAAUGGGCUUGAAUUUUGUUUCUGCAGUCUUGAGACAGUGAAAAUUUUAGAGGACUCCAUCGCACAGGCUAAGAUUCUAACUGUAGUAGAAACUGAGUUUACUAAGUAACGACUAAUAGUUGAACAGUAUUGUUUUUAACUUCCGUGUUGAUUUUUCGUAAGAUAGUGACACUAAGGCAUCUUUUUUCAGUUUGCUCGAUCAGUUUGUGAUCGACAUUUGGAAUCCCUACCUCCCACACAUCUGAGUGGAGGAAGUUUACUUGUAAGAUUUAACUAACUGCAAUAGAUUUAUUGGACUUUCAUGUCGAAUCUCAAAUCACGCAUGAUAUUACACACUGGAGAAAGGCAAUAUGAAUGCAGUGAGUGUGGAAAGAAGUUUACUCACUCUGGUAAUCUACAUGUUCAUUUGAGAAUGCACACUGGUGAAAGACCAUAUGAAUGCAGUGAGUGUGGAAAGAAAUUUACUCGAUCUUUUAAUCUGCAAGGUCAUAUGAGAAUGCACACAGGGGAAAGGCCAUAUGAAUGCAGUGAAUGUGGAAAGAAGUUUACUCGAUCUGGUCAUCUAAGAGUUCAUAUGAGAAUGCACACUGGAGAAAGGCCAUAUGAAUGCAAUGAAUGUGGAAAGAAGUUUACUCGGUCUCAUCAUCUAGAAGCUCAUAUGAGAAUACACACUGGAGAAAGGCCAUAUGAAUGCAAGGAGUGUGGUGAAAAGUUUACUAAAUUGUAUAAUUUAGAAGUUCAUAUGAGACUGCACACAGGAGAAAGGCCAUAUGAAUGCAGUGAGUGUGGAAAGAAAUUUGCUCGAUCUGAUUAUCUAAAAGUUCAUAUGAGAAUGCACACAGGAGAAAGGUCAUAUCAAAGAUCUCACCAAAAAGAAAAGAAAUACCAACGCAAGUCUCAAUUCCAUUGUAAUAAUACUUAUUUAUCUGUUCAAACUUCUUCAAUGUUUAGUGAUAGAAGCUUACUUACAUUUCUAUCCAUUCCUUCCAGUGGUGUCUGCAGUUCAUCUGCUGGUUUCUCUAUGUUCCACCAUCCCAAUAUAGCUGUGACAUAUGGUGUGACUGUGUCUACGUGUAGUGGCAUGUUGGUGAUGGAGAAAGUUGUAACGUCUUUGUCUGAUGUGCUUGCUGAUUCAGACGUGAAUAAUGAGAUGAAUGUACGUGAUAGAGUUGAUAUUUCUUAUGGCAUUGUUUGUGCAGUUGACUAUUUGCAUCAUCAAGUGGGAAUCAUUCAUGGCUACAUAAGCCCUACCACUAUAUUUAUCACAUCUCGACUGACCACCAAACUGUUAGAUCCAGCAGCAUCUUGUCUCCUACAUAAUAAGAUAUGUCAACGUGCUAAGUCAUAUGAAGAAGACCUGCAUCAACUAAUCUGUCUCCUCGUCAAGUUAUAUGACUCAUGUUCACAAUUUUUAGCUAUUUGUCAUCGUUUAUGCAACAUGAUCAGUUGUGACGAGAUUAGUAAAUCAAGGGAAAAAUUUGUGUCUACGACGGACCUGCUUGAGUUAAUUGAUGAAUUGAGACAGAAUGAGGAAUACAGUUGCAGCUCACACAGAUGUGAACUAUCUUGGAAAAUUGAGCAUGUUGUCUGAUUAGAUAUGAAUGUUAACUGGUUGUGUUUGCAGUGUUUGUGUAUAUACAAUACAAACCGUCGUUAUCCGGAUAUUGAUGGAAUAUAUUGUGUA